This is a messenger RNA of Apis florea (little honeybee), 2987 nucleotides long. RefSeq names its product Ribosomal RNA Processing 5. The record is from RefSeq and is a predicted model, not a curated record. NCBI's taxonomy places the organism in Eukaryota, Metazoa, Arthropoda, Insecta, Hymenoptera, Apidae.
CGUCGUUAAUGUUUCGCAUACUUUCGCUUGUCUUCGGGUAGGUUCGCAACUCGCAAAAGCAGUGCACUUGAGAAAGCCCAUCGCAGGCUGUCUCGACGUGUAUGUUUUGAACAAUUCGCAACAUGUUAAUGAGUUUUUAUCAGAUUCUAAUUAAAAAUUCAUGCAGUGUAUUCAGUAUACGAAAAAAAAUUAAUAGUGCAAGACAUUUACCCUCUUGAUCGAGUAUUUUUAUUAGUAUCAAUUGUGCAAUAAGGAAGGUGAAGAACGAUGCCAGGCAAAGGAGGCAGAAGACGAAAAUGCGGACAUGGUGGAAAAAGAGCUGAAUUAACAUCUGAUGAAGAUUCUAUUAAUAAUGAUGCAUGCAGCGUAUCUAGUAGUCAAUCUGAUAAUCGCAGCAUGUUAGAUGAUGUGAAUGAUAAUGAGGUAGAUGAAUUCGCGCAGCAAGAAGCAUUUGAAGAAAAGCUAAAGGAAGCAAUUGAUGGUUUAUCACAAAAGAGUGCAAAAGGCAGAAAUUGUUUCAAUGGAAUAGAAAGAAUCUUUGCCAUCAAAUAUAUUCCAGAUUUUGUAGAAGAUAGAAAAAUGACUAUCACAGAUUCAGUGGAGAGAGGCUUAAGAAAAGGACGUAGUGAAGAACAAUCUACAGCAGCUAGAUUAAGUAGUUUGCUUUGUGUUCAAUUGGGAGCUUUUGAAAGUGCAGAAAUAGUUUGUCGAGAUUUGAAAAGUACUUUAACUUUUAUUGCCAGCGAUACCACAGCUUCUACUCAAGCACGUUCAGAGUGCUGUUGGGCUCUAAGCAUGAAUCAAUUCUUAUCAGGCAAUGAUGCAACUGCUACCAUUGAAAUUGUACAAUUAUUAUCUGGUAUUUUCUCUGGUUCCUAUUUAAAAGGAAAUGGUGCUAUAGCAAAUAUUUCUACAGAAAUUGCUGCGUUACAUGCUGCGGCUAUUUCAUCUUGGACACUUCUUUUAACAGUAAUGGCUCCAGCGGAUAUUUACAGUUUGCUUGCGAGUGAUAGAACUAGUAGUUAUAUGCCGUCCUUGAAUAGAUUGCGCGAAUUAUUAGAAUCACCACAUUUGGAUAUAAGAUUGUCAGCUGGUGAAGCUCUAGCUGUAAUAUUCGAAUUGGGUCGCGAUUUUUCAUGUGAUUAUGAACAGGAUUGGUCUUUGGAUCUAAUCGAAGUAUUAAAAGAGCUAGCUACAGAUUCAAAUAAGUACAGAGCAAAAAAAGACCGUAAACAACAGAGAGCUAAUUUCAGAGAUAUACUUCGCUAUAUAGAGGAGGAUAUUCUACCAGAAAUGCAUGUAAAAUUUGGCCAAGAAAUUCUAUAUUUAGAAGGAUGGUGCGCACGAACUCAGUAUAAUGCGUGUUGUAGAUUACUUGGUCCGGGAAUAAAUAUUCAUCUUGCGGAAAAUCAACUUCUGCGCGAAAUUUUUCACCUUGGUAACAAAGUUGUGCCGAUACAAUUAAAUCAAAAGACAAGUAAAUUAGAAAGGACAUUAAUGAAUGCAGCUGCAUUCAAAGCACGCACUAUUCAGCGUAAUAAAAACAGAGACAAACGAUCAGCUGCCUUGGCACCAUUAUUCCAUAACUCAAAAAUUACAAAAGGAUAUGAAGGACCUGGUAAGACUACAAUGGAUAUUCUUAAUAUUCAAAAUGAUCAAAAAGUUCUAAUAAAUAAGUGUUUACCGAAUAUGAUAACCAAAAAAAUAAAAACUGAAAAAAUAGUUCCAAAAAUGAAAUUUCUAAAUAAAAAAAAAUUAACAAAAAAAACAAAGGAAAAAUUUAAAAAAAAAUUAAACACAUUACAUGUUAAUCAAAAAAGAGAAGAAAUGCUAAAAAUUAAUUCAAAAAAAAAUGUUAAACCUAUUAUAUAUGAUAUAAAAAAUGCACUUGACAAUGUUAAUAAUUAUAACAAUACUGAGAAUAAAUCAAGAUUAUCUGAAUGUGGUUUUUUUUGGGAUGAAAUACAUAAUUUAAGUUUCAGUGAAAAUAGAAAAGAAUCAUCCAGUGACAGUGAAGAUGAAAUAGAGCAAAAAUCAAAACAGAAAAGCAAGAAAUUAAAUACUGUUGAACGUAGAGAACAAGAAAAGCAAAAAGAACGUGAAAUUCGUCAAAGGGAAGAAGCAUUAGCUAAUAAUCAAUUGCCAAAUUCUGUAGAUCAGUUUGACAGAUUAGUUUUAGCUAGACCUAAUAGUUCAAUAAUUUGGUUGCAAUAUAUGGCAUAUUAUUUACAAACAACAGAAAUUGAAAAAGCGAGAGCGGUUGCAAGGAGAGCAGUAAAGACAAUUAAUUUUAGAGAAGAAAAUGAAAAAUUAAAUGUUUGGAAUGCUUGGUUGAAUUUAGAAUCUAAAUUUGGUACUUCUGAAUCAUUAAAUGAUGUUUUUCAAGAAGCAGUGAAAAGUAAUGAUUCGCUAAAGAUAUAUACCCAUAUGUUGAUCGUUCAUGUUGAAGCUGGUAGACAGAUUGAAUUAGAAAAAACAAUUAAUACUAUAAUUGGAAAAUUUAAACAAAUUCCUAAAACGUGGAUCGAUUGUGGAGAAGCAUUAUUAAAAAUUGGUUUGAAAGAUAAAUCAAGGCAUAUCAUGCAAAGAGCAUUGCAAUCUUUACCAGCAUCUGAACAUGUAAACUUAAUGGUAAGAUUUGCAAUUAUGGAAAAUAAAUUUGGAGAUAAAGAGAGAGCACAAACAUUGUUUGAACAAAUUUUAAGUUCCUAUCCAAAACGAGUUGAUAUAUGGUCUUGCUAUGUUGAUUCUUUAAUUAAAUCUAAUGAUAUUGAUAUAGCAAGGAGAGUACUUGAAAGAACAGUUAUUCAAACGCUACCUCCAAGAAAAAUGAAAAUUUUAUUCAAGAAAUUUAUUAAUUUUGAAGAACAAUAUGGCACUCAAGAGAAUGUAAAUCAUGUUCAACAAAUGGCUGCAGAAUAUGUAGAAAGACAAUGUAAUAAAGAUGUUUGAUGAUUUGUAAGAAUAUAAAUUAUUAAUAAAACAUU